Molecule: messenger RNA, 774 nt
Organism: Lagopus muta (rock ptarmigan)
Lineage: Eukaryota; Metazoa; Chordata; Aves; Galliformes; Phasianidae
Exons: 2
Coding region: 42-740 (232 amino acids)
Source: RefSeq, a predicted model, not a curated record
GGGACCUCGACAGGCUGGAGGGCUGGGCUCGGGUGAACCUGAUGAGGUUCAACACGGCAAAGUGCAGGGUUUUGCAUUUGGGCCGGAAGAACCCCAGGCACCCGUACAGGCUGGGAGGAGUGGUCCUUGAGAGCAGCUCGGCAGAGAAGGACCUGGGGGUCCUGAUGGACGAGAGACUGAAUAUGAGCCAGCAGUGCGCUCUGGCAGCUCAAAAGGCAAAUGGGAUCCUGGGCUCCAUCAGGAGAGGGGUGGUCAGCAGGGACAGGGAGGUGAUUGUCCCUCUCUACUCGGCUCUUGUGAGGCCCCAUCUGGAGUACUGUGUCCAGGUGUGGAGCCCUCAGUACAAAAAAGACAUUGAGAUUUUGGAAAGGGUCCAGAGGAGGGCGACUAAGAUGAUCAGGGGGCUGGAGCACCUCCCCUAUGAGGACAGGCUGAGGGAGUUGGGCUUGUUCAGCCUGGAGAAGAGAAGGCUGCGGGGUGACCUCAUUGCAGCCUAUCAAUACCUGAAGGGAACCUACACCCAGGAGGGGAGUAAACUCUUCAAAAGGGCUGACAACAGCAGGACUAGGGGAAAUGGUUUUAAGUUGAAGGAGGGAAGAUUUAGGUUGGAUGUUAGGGGGAAGUUCUUUACUAGGAGAGUGGUUAGGCCCUGGAACGGGCUGCCCAGGGAGGUUGUGGAUGCCCCGUCCUUGGACGUGUUUAAGGCCAGGUUGGACGGGGUCCUGGGCAACCUGAUCUGAAUGUGUAUGUUUGGUGGCCCUGCUAGGCAAGGGG